This is a messenger RNA of Closterium sp. NIES-67, 7323 nucleotides long. Lineage: Eukaryota; Viridiplantae; Streptophyta; Zygnematophyceae; Desmidiales; Closteriaceae. The record is from the annotation of a GenBank genome assembly.
GGGCCGUCUUGCUGCAAAGUGGAGAGGAGCUGGGGUUUGAGGAGGCGGGGGAAGCGGAGGAGGAGGAAGAUGAGGAGGAGGAAGUGGAGGAGGAGGAGGCGGUGGUGUGCCAUGAGCUGCGGCUGAGUAGAGAGAUGGAGGAGCAUGCAAGGGGGGCGCUGGAGGGAGGAGAGAGCGUACUGCUAGUUGAUGACGCCUCGGGACGGGCCUAUCAGCUGCUGCCAGCUGUCGUCGUGGAGGGGUUGGAAGAGGGGGGAGGGGGAGGAGAGGAGGACGGUAGUGAGGGGGAGGAAGAGGAGGAGGAUGAGAGUGGGAGUGAGAGGGAGAGUGAGGGGGAGGUGCAGGAGGAGGAAGGAAGAGAGGGCUCGGGCUCUGAAGAAAGGGACGGUGGAAGGGAGGGUGGAAGGGAGGGUGGUUAUAGAGAGGCAGAUGAAGAAGGAAGGUGGGGGGGGGCGGGUUACGUUUGUGAGGAAGGGGGGCAUGUGGACGAUGAUGAUAGUGGGGUAAAGGAGAGGGAGGGUACGGAGGAGGAGAGGGAUGAGGCGGAAGGCACCAGCUUAGAUGCGCCUCACCUCACACCUUGCCCAGGCAGUUCGUCCCCAAGCCAGCGCACGAGUAACCGUGUAACAGGCAGUGGUAUUGGCGAAACUGUUUGUAACGCAGGUAUGGUUGUUACAGGGAGCAGCAGAGGCAUGGAUGCAUGUGACGGUCACAGGCGGUCCCUGUCGUCCCUCUCUGGGGACUUGUCUUUCAAUGAGAGCAUGGAGGAUGCAGCUACUAUAGGCGAUACCAGCGUUGGUACCGAGAGGGGCAGCUGCAGUGUGUAUAGUCGAGGGGGUGCGGAGGGGUAUGGUUUCCCGGAGAGGACGAGAGGGCUAAUAUCAGCAGCAGCAGCAACAGCCGCAGAACGAGCAGCUGCGGCAGCGACAGCAACAGCAACAGCAGCAGCGGCGGCAGCAGCUUCAGCAGCAGCAGCAGAGUUGCCAGCAAUAGUGCCACAGAGGCGGGUGUUGACUGGAGCAGGUAGGAGCUCCAGAAACAGCAGCGGCAAUGCCAGUGCGAGCGGCAGUGGUGGUGGCAGCAGCAGGAACAACAACCAGCUCCCUCUUGCCAUUGCAGGUGCUGCAGGCUCCAGUCUUGACUCCUCUUCAAACAUUCUUGCGGACAAGCACCUGUCUCACCCCUCCUCCUCCUCAGUUUCCUCCCCCUCCGCUUCCCCCCCGUACUCCAUUUUCUCCACAUCCUCUGCGGUCCGCCGCACUGUAGCAGUGAAGCAGUGGAUCGACUCCCAGCCAAUGGCGUCGCAGCUCGACCCCGUGGCAGAAUCGAAUUUAGAGUCGAACUUUGAAUCGAACCUCGAGCAGAAUUUUGAGUCGAGUCUCGAGCCGAAUAUUGAGUCACGAGAGAUCGUGCCAGAGGAAUCAGAAGAAGACGAAAUACUGAUCCUUCCGUCAGCAGCAGCCGCAGCUGCAGCAGCAGCAGCAGCAUCAGCCGCUCCUGCUCCCACUCCCAGCAUGGUAAACCCAUCUGGUUCUCGCACCGAGUACCCAUCAGCACCAUCAUCACAUAGCACGGCCCGUCAAGCCCCUCGCUAUAGUCACAAUCACCAGAACCCUCCGGCUAUGCCCCCGAACCAGUGCUUCCUUACCCCUGUGCGCAUCGCUGCUAGGCGGGGGCUGUUCCGCAAUGAGUGUGUGGCUCCUGCGGUGCUGGGAGGUGGGAACCAAAGGACGGGCGGAAAUGGACUUAGAGGUGAGAAUCAAACAAGCGGUGCGAGUCAGACAAGGGGAGGAAACCAGGGAGGGAGGGGUGGGAGUGCGAGAGUGAGGGGGAGGGGUGAGGGGGAGGAGGUGGGGAUGAGGAAUCAGCGAGCAAGGCCAAGACCAGGUGGGGUGAGACCUGGGGUAGAACGGACUGGUGCAGGGGCAGGGGGAGGUGAUAGAAGGGAGGGAAGGGCAGCAGGGCCGGCAGAGAGAGAAGCUGCUCUAGCCAUGCAGGCGGUAAGAGGGCGUGGGAGAGGGGGGAGGGGACGGAGAGGGGGAGGGGGAGGAGGAGGAGGCAGAGGAAGAGGAGGAGGAGGAGGAGUGAGGAGGGAAUUGCUUGGGGAAGGAGGAGAAAUGGGAGCAGAGAACGCAUUAGCCGAAGAGAAUGUUUCAAGGGCAGGGGGAGUGCAGCAACAGUCACAGGCACAGCUUCGUCAGUUAGAUCAACAGCAGGAAAUACGGGGGGGAAUAGAAGGGGAAAUAGAGGAGGCAGAGGAAGAGGGGCAGGAGGGGGAGCAGGGAGAAGGGGGGUACACCGAAGGGGACUUGCUGAACGAAUCCGGCGCUCGCCUGUCCUCCUAUCAGCAGCACCCGGCAGGGAACGGUGAGAGGUCUGAGAGGAGAGCGAGCAGGUUGCACCGAAGCAAUCAGGGAGAAGGAGGAGCUAGCCUGAGCACCCAUGGAGGAGAAACUGGCCUGCGACAGCGGCGGUGGUGGUUGCUGACGGGCUCCUCCGCUUAUUUGUGUGUGGCGUGUCCUGUGGUGCUGCGUCCCGUGUGUGGCAGUAGCAGCGCCAGUAGGUCGCACUGUUUCAGAGAGCAUGAGACUGGUGCGGGAGGUAAUGUAGCAGGCAGUUUGGGGGGUGGUGUGCCUGCUGCCCCUCGCUCCUCGCCUCGCGAGUGGCCAGGUGAAGGUGCAGAAGUGGCUGAGUGGCACAUAGCAGGAGACACAGGGACAGUAGGGACAGCAGCAGAGGCGGUGGCAGGAGCAGUAGGGGCAGCAGCAGGAGCGGCAGUAGGAGCAGCAGGGGCAGCAGCAAGACCAGCAACUGCAGAGUCACUAGGAGAAGACAGCGAAGAGGAAGGGGAAGAGGAAGCAGGGGAGUCAAGGCGCAUGUGCAUGGGAAGGCGUGGGCGGACAAGAGAGGGUUUGCAAGGAGUGGGGAGAGGUGAGGGAGCGAGAGACAGAGGGGGGGUUGACCAUGGCAGGAUGAGGAGGAGGGGUAGGAUGGUGGAGAUGGAGAACGAGCAUGCAACAGCAACAGAUGCUGACACUGCAUCUGACGGCGAUAUCCCUGCUGCGAGCGCUGGAAUAUUUGCCACAGCAAACGUGCAUGGAGCGCAUGUCGUCUCUGCUGAUAACACAGAGGAGCAUUCUCUCAAUGUUGCUGGCAUGCAGGGGCAAGUGGUGGCGGAUCCCCCUCCUCACAGUUUGAGUGCGAGCAGUGGAGAGGGUAUGAGAAGCCGUGCCUUGUGGCGCUGGCAGCAGCAGCAGCAGCGCCUUCGGCAGCAGUUCUCCCCUCUACCCUCCCUCCUGCCCUCUCCCUCUCGUGCUACUCGUACCACUCGUGCCACUCAUCCACGUCAGCAGCAGCCAGAACAGCAGGAGCUGAGUCCAGAGCAGCAACAUCUCGUGCCAGGUCAGCUCGUGCUGACUCAGCAGCAGUCUGCGUCGAGUCAGUGCAGGCUGGGUCGGCGUCGGGUGUCUGUACAUGGGCUAGUGGGCAGGCAGAGCAGGCAGAGAGGAAGCGGGGGAGAACGAAGAGUGAGCGGUGACAGGGGACUGGAGGCUGAAGGGGAGGCAACUGUCGGCGUGGGUCUGACAGCAGUAGAUGGUGAAGCAGAGGAGAUGGUGCGGGAAGGAGGGGGUGACUCAGCAGUGGAUUCGGUGGUGGAGACACCCGCAGUCCCAGGAGAGGACAGUGAGGCUGAAAGGGAAGAGGCCGGGGCUGGUGAGGCUGAAAGGGAAGGGGCUGGGGAGGAGGUGGAGGCGGAGAGAAGUGGUCCUGGUGUGGCAUUGAGCAGGGUUGUGAUGGGGCAUGAGGGGGGUACAGAAGGUGCUGCUUCACCUGGCGUGGUGACCCACAACGCACCGGACAGAAGUGGUCCUCGUGGUGUGGCAUUGAGCGGGGUUGUGAUGGGGCACGAGGGGGGUACAGAAGGUGCUGCUUCACGUGGCGCGGUGACCCACGCACUGGACAGCUGUGCACCAAGCAGGGAAGGCAAGAGGGAGUUGCACAGGGCAGGGGGCAGCCCCAGCUGUGUGGUGGAUUUUAGUGGCAAUGCCACUUGUGCUGCAGGUACUGCAGCUGCUACAGAGGCGUCAACUGCAGCUGUUGUUACAGAGGCGUCAAUUGCAGCUGCUACAGAUGCGCGUUUGCCUGCUCUUGAGAGUGCUCAAGGCACCCCGGUAGUAGCUGUUGCUACUGAUGCGUCUUCACUCACCCACCCUGCCGCCUCCACUUCUGCUGCUGCUGCUGCUUCGACAGAAGGGGCGCGUGGGAGGGGUGGGGGGGGUGAGACAAGCAUGGAGUUGUGCAUUUCGGGUGGGGAGGAGAGGAGCUCAGUGGAGGGUGGUGAUCUCGCGGAUGGUGAAUCAGCCCUUGCAGUGAGGGACAGACAGAUUGAGACACGAGGAGAAAAUGUGGUGGGGCUGGUGGCUGGGAUGCAAGAGCGGAUCGAUGGGGUUAGUGAAGUUCCUCCUGCUACUGCUGGAGCAACGGUUGCCUUUGGAAGUACCGGUGCCAACACUUCUGAGCGAGCAGCUAAUUUGUUGAUUGCAAAUUUGGUCGCAUCGACAGAUGUGGUUGCUGAAUCUUUAGCUGCUGCUGGUGCUGCUGCUGCUGCUGCUGCUGCUGCGUCUCACUCGUUGCCAGCGUCUGCUGCUGCGUUCGCGGCUGAUAUGCCCGAUUCAACACCUGGCCCGGCACCAGGCACAGCAUCAAAUACACCUGAGCCAGCACCUGAUGCAACAGAACUCGAUGCCGCAUCUGAUGAGAUUCUUGAUAUGGUACAUGACAUAUCACCUGAUGUGAUACCUGACACAGCAUCUGAUCAAGCACCUGAGCCAGCAGCUAUAGCUGAAGCAUUUCCACAUGCCAUUUCACCAGCCUCUGGCCCACUGCCUUCACAGCAGCCUCUUUCUGUCCGGCCUGUUGCAGCAGCAGCAGCAACAGCAACAAGUGUUGGCGCCACUGCACCAGCAACAGCAGCAACCGCCCCUGCAGCAAGUAGGCAGUCUGUCAGCACACCUUUCCCUGCUGCUGGACCUGCUGAUGCACCAUAUACUGCUGUUUCCACCACACAGCCAGCAGCAACUGUGUCGCUCCCACUUCCACUGGACAAUGUGGUCCCAUCAUCACUGGUCUCUCAUGCUUCAGCAUCAGACUCACAAACAUUGCCCAUCCUUCCAGCAUCAUCCCCAGUGCCAGAAACCAGCAUGUUGGAUGACUCCCCUGUCGCACCCACUCUCGCCAUGCACAUUCCCUCUGCAAUUGGCGAAGCAGCAGCAGCAACGUAUGCGCUGCCAGCGCCCUCAAUGGCAACCUCUCUCACCAUGCCCAGUCCCUCUGCAAUCGGCGAAGCAGCAGCAGCCGGCACUUGCCAUUCUUUCAUCUAUGCAGACACUGACAUGCCACAGCCAUCAUACACUGCCAACAUCCAGCCCUUGCCCUAUGAGAGUCAGGGAGCUGAGCAGCACUGCACGCAGUACAAUCCGUUUGAUUCCUAUGAUACAGUGGCCUCCCACGUUCCAUCGAAUCCGUUUGGUUUUGGGGCGCCAGCGGCACCAGAACCAGCAGCAGGGGCAGCAUCCAAUGAGACAGACAGGGGAACAGCAGCAGUGCCACUGCCAGGGGCGGGGACGUCAAGUGCAGUAGAAUCGUGUCCUAUGGAAGGAUGGGUGCUGUUUUCCCCAGCACGAGGUGAAGGUGUGGGCUUGGAUGCAGGCCCUGCACCCUCAGUAGCUGUAGCACCAGCGGUAGCUGUAGCAGCAACAGCAACAGCAGCUGUUGCAGAUGCCGCGGCUCCAGCCACUGCUGUAGCAAGAGGGUUGACAACAGCAGCAGCAGCAGCAGCAGCAGCAGCAGCAGCUGGAGAGAGUGAGGCUGUGAGAGAGCCAGCAGAAGUCACUGUGAGUGGUAGGGGCGGAGAGCAGGGCAGUGUGGGAGCAGAGCAGGGACGAGCACAAAGAGAGAGCCCCGUGCGUUUCCGCAGGGUGGCGAGUUCUGGUGCUGUGCAAAUGAGCACUGUUAGUGCAGGCAUGCCUUUGCCGACAGCAGUGCGCAUGGGCUCUCCGUUAAGAGUGAGGGGAAGAGACAGCUUAACAGGGUCUGGGGUGCUGCAUUCGAGCUCCAGCUUUAGCAACAGCUUUGGUGGUGGGAGUGCUGCUGGUGGUAGCGGUGUUGGUGUUGGUGGUGCUGGUAGUGGUGUUAUUGGUGGCAGCAGUGGCAGUGCUUCUGGCGGUGUCAGUGUGCAGGGUGGUGUGGGCAGCAGCAGCAACAGGGGGGAUGUGGUGUUGAGGAUGCACGAGCAGAGGCAGCAGCAGCGGCAGCGGCUCUUGCUGCUCCGGCUGCAGCGCAUGCUGUUGACCCGUAACGAGUCGCCUUCUAACGAGGAUGGAGAAGCAGGAGAAGGGGAAGAGAACCAGCAGCAGCAGCACCUGAGCCAGCAGCAGCACCAGCUGUACGAGCAGUUGCAGAGCCGAGGCGGGGGUAGGGACGAACAGGCACUGAUUGACGCAGCGAUCGAAAACGCUCUCUUUGGCUCCUCCGCCUCCUCCUCCUCCACAACUCUGCUUACCAGCAGUGCUGCUAGUGCGGCUGCUGGUGCGGCUGCUGCGUCAGGUGCCAGCGGAAACGAUUCUAUCACUGUUCCUCGCCCUCCUGUCCCUGUCAGGUUCCCAGCAUCGGCACGGGUGGUGGCAGCAUUGGCAACAUCAGGCACAGGCACAGGGGCAGGAGGUAGUACUGUAGCAGGCACUGUAACAGGAGCGGGUGUGCCACUGGUGGCCGUUUUAGGAGGCCCACCAAUCCAAGUAUCAUCCAGACGAACCCAGAGUCCUGCUCUCACUCACACACAGCCGUGGGGGGGUGGGGUAGCCAGCAGCAGAAGGCACAUGGGGGGAGAGAGACAGAGGGGAGGAGCAGAAGAGGAGGAAGAGGAGGGGCGCAGGGACAGGACUGGAGGGGGGGUGGGAGGGAGAAGAGGGGGGACGAGAGUAGGAGGGGGAGAAGCAGGGGUUGGUGAGGAGGGGAGGGGAGGGGAGGAGGUGGAGCCGUUGGAGGCGCUGUGCUGUGUGUGCAUGGAGAGGUAUCGGAAGGCAGCGUUUGUGCCGUGCGGGCACAUGCUGUGCCGCACAUGCGCUCAAGAGGUCAGGGACAGGCGGGGCAAGUGCCCGCUGUGCAACCGAAAAAUCAAAGACGUGCUCAAGCUGUACUGAUAAGAUUCAGAUGUUUACGGUACAUGGGAAUUGUUUUGAAUGUGAGGCUGCAAUCCCCUUAAAGCUUAUGGCUUAAAAAAUAACAAACCAUGUGCCAAUACAACAAAAUGGUAGUGAAAUU